Microtus oregoni (creeping vole) is the source of this 5057-nucleotide messenger RNA. It is a transcript of the gene Ddhd1, whose product is annotated as DDHD domain containing 1. Gene Ontology annotation, cellular component: cytoplasm. NCBI's taxonomy places the organism in Eukaryota, Metazoa, Chordata, Mammalia, Rodentia, Cricetidae. Gene Ontology annotation, molecular function: metal ion binding; glycerophospholipase activity. Bases 265 to 2940 code for a protein of 891 amino acids. The record is from RefSeq and is a predicted model, not a curated record. The transcript is spliced from 14 exons.
CACCGAGCACGCUAACCCAGCGGCUUCGGGCCUUCCGGGGAGGUGCGCGCGGCCGGGGGCGGGGCCUCCCUCGGGCCCCGCCCACGCAGGGGUGCGUAACAAUGGGGCGGGCCUCGGAACGGCGCUGCAGCGGCCGGGGGCCCUGCGGGGAGGCGGAGUCGCCUCGGCCGCAGCUGCUGCCCAGCUCGGGGAUUUGAAAGAUUAUAAACUCCGGGCGGAGAGGGCGGCGGCGUCGGAUGCGCGUGUGGCGGAAGCGCCGCCGGCAUGAACUACCCGGGCCGCGGCGCCCCGCGGAGCCCCGAGCGUAACGGCCGCGGCGGCGGCGCCUGGGAGCUGGGCUCGGACGCGGCGGGCUCGUUCGGCGGCGGCGGCUGCUGCUUCGAGCACCAGCCGGGAGACGGGGUGCCGCUGGCGCUGCUGCACGCCGAGCCGCUGCACCUGGCGCCGGGCACCGACGACUUGAGCCACCUUGCCCUGGACUCGUGCCUCAGCGACGAGAACUACGACUUCAGCUCGGCCGAGUCGGGCUCAUCGCUGCGCUACUACAGCGAGGGCGAGAGCGCUGGCGGCCGCAGCUCGUCUUCGCCUCCGCCGCCCCUGGUCGCCCCGAACUCGGGGGGCGGCGGGGCGGCCGGAGGGGGCCCCGGGGACAGAAAGCGCGCCCGGCCCGGCAACGCCGCAGCCCGGCACCGCUACGAGGUAGUGACGGAGCUGGGCCCGGAGGAGGUUCGCUGGUUCUACAAGGAGGACAAGAAGACCUGGAAGCCCUUCAUCGGCUACGACUCUCUGCGCAUCGAGCUCGCCUUCCGGACCCUGCUGCAGACUACGGGCGCCCGUACUCGGGCGGAGGGCCGCGAUGGAGACCCGGUGUGCGGCCCGGCCUCCAGCUCCGGGGAGGAAGACGACGAGGACCGCGCCUGCGGCUUCUGCCCGCGCGCAGCGGGGCCCGAGCCCGAGAUGGAGGAGCUGGUGACCAUUGAGCCGGUGUGCGUGCGCGGAGGCCUCUACGAAGUGGACGUCACUCAAGGAGAGUGCUACCCGGUGUACUGGAACCAAGCUGAUAAAAUACCAGUAAUGCGUGGACAGUGGUUUAUUGAUGGAACUUGGCAGCCUCUAGAAGAAGAAGAAAGUAAUUUAAUUGAACAAGAACAUCUCAAUUGUUUUAGAGGUCAGCAGAUGCAAGAAAACUUUGAUAUAGAAGUAUCAAAACCCCUAGAUGGAAAAGACGGCAGUGGGAUCAACUAUUCUGCUGUUCAUAGUUUCAAACUGAGUCGGAAUCAUGUGGAUUGGCACAGCAUGGAUGAAGUGUAUCUCUACAGCGACGCAACAACAUCCAAAAUUGCAAGAACCGUUACCCAAAAACUGGGAUUUUCUAAAGCCUCCAGUAGUGGGACCAGACUUCAUAGAGGUUACGUAGAAGAAGCCACGCUAGAAGACAAGCCCUCACAGACUUCUCAUAUCGUGUUUGUCGUGCAUGGCAUUGGACAGAAGAUGGACCAAGGAAGAAUUAUAAAAAACACAGCCAUGAUGAGAGAGGCUGCAAGAAAAAUAGAAGAAAAACAUUUUUCCAACCAUGCGACACAUGUUGAGUUCCUGCCUGUUGAGUGGCGGUCAAAGCUUACUCUUGAUGGAGACACUGUUGAUUCCAUUACUCCCGACAAAGUGCGAGGCCUGAGGGACAUGCUGAACAGUAGUGCGAUGGACAUAAUGUACUAUACUAGCCCGCUUUAUAGGGACGAGCUAGUUAAAGGCCUUCAGCAAGAGCUGAAUCGAUUAUAUUCCCUUUUCUGUUCUCGGAAUCCAGACUUUGAAGAAAAAGGGGGUAAAGUCUCAAUAGUAUCCCAUUCCUUGGGGUGUGUAAUUACUUAUGAUAUCAUGACGGGCUGGAAUCCAGUUCGACUCUAUGAGCAGCUGCUACAGAAAGAAGAAGAGCUGCCUGAUGAACGGUGGAUGAGCUACGAAGAGCGGCAUCUUCUUGAUGAACUCUAUAUAACGAAGCGACGGCUGAGGGAAAUAGAAGAACGGCUGCACGGACUGAAGACGUCGUCCAUAACACAAACACCUGCCUUAAAAUUUAAGGUUGAGAAUUUCUUCUGUAUGGGAUCCCCACUAGCAGUUUUUUUGGCAUUGCGUGGCAUCAGACCAGGAAAUACUGGAAGUCAAGAUCACAUUUUACCUCGAGAGAUUUGUAACCGCUUACUAAAUAUUUUUCAUCCUACAGACCCAGUGGCCUACAGGCUAGAGCCGCUAAUUCUGAAGCACUACAGCAACAUUUCCCCGGUCCAGAUCCACUGGUACAACACCUCAAAUCCUCUACCUUAUGAACACAUGAAGCCAAACUUCCUCAACCCAGCAAAAGAACCUACCUCAGUCUCAGAGAGUGAAAGCAUUGCAAAUAUCCCGAGCCCCGUGACCUCCCCGGUCAUGUCACGGCGCCACUAUGGAGAAUCUAUAACUAACAUUGGCAAAGCAAGCAUAUUGGGGGCUGCUAGCAUUGGAAAGGGGCUUGGAGGAAUGUUGUUCUCGAGAUUCGGACGUUCUUCAACAUCACAGCCAUCUGAGACAUCUAAAGACACAGUGGAAGAUGAGAAGAAGCCUGUCGCUUCACCUGCUACUACCACCGUGGCGACACAGACCCUGCCACACAGCAGCUCCGGCUUCCUCGACUCUGCAUAUUUCAGACUUCAAGAAUCGUUCUUUUAUCUCCCACAACUUCUUUUUCCGGAAAAUGUAAUGCAGAGUAAAGAUGAUAGCCUCGUGGAGCUGGAGCACAGGAUUGACUUUGAACUCCGAGAAGGCCUUGUGGAGAGCCGCUACUGGUCAGCCGUCACGUCGCACACUGCCUACUGGUCAUCCUUGGACGUUGCUCUUUUUCUUUUAACAUUCAUGUACAAGCACGAGCGUGGUAACGACACAAAGCCCAGCCUGGAUCCAAUCUGAACUCUUGAAGGAUAUGAAUGGCCCAAUACUUUUUUUUUUCUGUUAAAAUGUGUCAAGAUAUGGAGAGUUAAAGGUUCCAGUUUUUUUUUAGGGCAAGAAAUACUUUAAUUUAAAAGCACUUUAUUUUCAAAAGAGAACAAAAACACAUUUUCAGUUCUAAAGAAAUUAUUUACUGUUUCUGUAAUUUUGAUUGUGAGUCUAGCAAAGCCCCUGCAGAGAAUCAGCAGGCGUGGAAGUGUGGAGGGCUCAGGUGUGGGGAAAGCAGCCAUCUUUCCAUCGCAGCCCAGCUCUCCAGAAGGAGUCUGAUACAGUGUAUUGACCUACAGAUGUUGUGACUCUAAGGUGGUCAGAGUUGAGUACAUUCUGUGUGAAGACCACAGGGUGGCAUCAUGGGGUUUGAUUUUGUGAAGGUUUCCAUGUCCACAGUUACUUUGAAAGAAGAAUAUAACAAAUUUAAAAUGUUCUAAAUUUAACUUGUUUUUUAAAAAACAACUAAUGCUAAAAAGCAAUAUUUGAACUACUGUACUUAUAAUUUAUUACCUCUAGUUAUUUCAGCAUAUGAAACAUUACAUUUUUAAUGUUUCUUUUGAGCCACAUUUAUUUUGUAUCAUGUUGAGGCCCUUUCUUCUCAAUCCACCUCUGUCCCUUUAGAUGACCAGAUGAUGCUGUGGCAUACUUCCAGGUUUUGGGGGCUUUUGUUUGUUUUUGUUUUGUUUUUCAUUAAAAACAUGGUUUUACACAGUACUAGUUCAAUUUUUUUUUCUUAUUUUAUGAUGUCACAUGUACCUCAGAGAAAGCUGAGAGUUUCAACACAGGGACUCCACGUUGGGUACACUGCAUUGGCUCUGUUAAGAAAACACCUUUGGGCUAGAGCGUAUGAUGACUUGAAAUAUGUAAAACCUGUGUGCCAAGGAGCUAACACGUCAAGGGAUAUAAUUCCACCAUCAUUAAUAUUUAGCGCUCUAAAGAAAACAUGGAGACUUGGGCAUAGGAAGCGACAGGUUUCCACAGUGCUUUUCAUCUGGUGUGCAUUCUGUGCUGUGUGUAGAUGAUCCCUGAGGUAAGUAACACAUGUUACUAAGUCGCAUGUUUACAUACUGAGGCACCAGUGUUUGAAGUGCCUUGCAUUAGGUUGCACCGCAAAUUGAGAGAGUUUGCAUGAAAGGCAGACAGACCAUCUCCUUUUCUGUGCUACACGUGACCCUGAACAGUCUGCAGAUGUGAGUGAGCUGGAGAAUAACAGCCCAGCGUCACCUACAGAUAGGUUCUAGACUCACUGAAGGCGGCAGUAGCUGUUCUCGCUAUGGCCAACACUUGCCUCUGGGUAGCUCUCCCUAGACUCCACACAAGGUGCUGUCUUUUCCUCCUGUGUAAGGCAGGGAUUUGUAGCUGCAGGGAACAGAGCCAGUCAGCCCACAUCUGCCCUGCUCUUUCCUCUGUAGCGUGGCAGAGCCCGCGACUUUCUGUGGCUGUUACUCCUCGCCCUUAGUGCUAUCGGCUCAUUGUUCAGCAUGCAGCACUUAUUUCUAGUGUUUAAGGAUGUCGGCGCCACGUGACCAAGAGGCUUUUGAUGACUGUCAGGAGAGCUGGGGCGUCGUCUUUUGAGUUUGGAGGUUGCUAUGAACUCAGGUCAUUUUCAUUGCCUAUUUAUUUAGCAGGUCUCAUCUAAUUCUCAGGAAUGCCGAACCCGUUUCUUCUGACCGUUGUUAAAGGUGGGUGAGCGCAUCAAGUGUCAAUGAAAGGAGUAAGGCUUUUCCUCACAUCUCAGAGUUGUUGGGUUUCACUGCUGGAGUUUAUGUAACUCCGGGAGAGAGCAGGGCUCAAACCACGCCUUCAGUAAAGAACAGAUGUUCUGCAUCUCUGGACAGCUGUUUCCGGUUCAUCAUUUCAUCAAUAUUGAUGCCGAUUUUGGUUUUAUAGUUCUUGUCUUUCCAUGUCUGCAUGUAAUCAUGGGAUAUGUUGGUGUAUACUAAAGAAAUAUACCAAGUAUGUGUAAUUCUGACUUGAUUUAGAAGCUAAGUCAAUUAUCAAGUAACAGUUCACAGUUUUACUCCAGCAAGUACUAAACUGGCCCCUAAAAGUCCUGAUUUUGAUACUAAUUAAAAUUCUAUUCUCUA